Molecule: messenger RNA, 1852 nt
Organism: Sardina pilchardus (European sardine)
Lineage: Eukaryota; Metazoa; Chordata; Actinopteri; Clupeiformes; Clupeidae
Gene: tmem64
Product: transmembrane protein 64
Biological process (GO): positive regulation of osteoclast differentiation; regulation of cytosolic calcium ion concentration; positive regulation of bone resorption
Cellular component (GO): endoplasmic reticulum
Source: RefSeq, a predicted model, not a curated record
GUCAACAUCGCUUACUGUUGUGGCCAAACCGAGGAUGUGUGCUUGCCCAGCUGGAGUCGUACCUCUCUACUCGGCUUCUGAACAUCUGUGAUUUAAUGUCUUCGCGAAAGGAACUGCGUCCAGUAUUUUGGGAUUCUGACACGUUGGAGAGGAUUGCACGACUUUGAAAACGGACUGUGGAGUGACGAUAACGCUGCACUGAUUUAUGGUUAUUAAAAGAGUCGUAAAAGUUGGAGUUGUAUGCCAUUUUCAUUUUCGCCCUUUGGCUUUGGAAGGACAUGCGAUAUAUCCGCUCAGGUUGGGUUUAUUUUCAGAUAGUCCGACAAUAUUCACCCUCCGUGCCGUGUGUUUGUCCACCGUUGUCCGUCAGCGUAGUAUAUUCUAGCUAGCUAACGUUAUCGGACUGCUGUGACUAUGGCGCUCAUCACCAAGACGCUGCGAGACCGCUUCCAAUAUGUGUCUUUGGUUUGGAAUGCGCCUAAAACCGUGUUCCCGAGAUAAGUGCGGCUAUGUGGGGAAUCGGAUGUUAUGUCAUAUAGUGACAUCCCCUGCGUUUUAUUGAACCAUAUCACUUCUGUCAUAUCGGACGCAACAUCAUUUCAUUUACCGCGUCGGUGUAACGUGAAAUUUACGUCAACUGAUUUCACUCCACACUGGUUUGAUAUCCAACCGUGACAACGGCGCCUCUCCUUGACGUUAAAGCUUUCCAAGGGGCUAAUCUGACGCUGCGUGCCCGCCCCCUCAUCACCUGCUCGGCCCCGCGACGCCAGGUGUGUCCGGCAGGGCCAAGAUGUGGAGCCCGGGCCCCUCCAGCCUCCAGCUGCUGGUCAAGAGUGUGAAGCACGUGGUGGGUAAGGGGCAGAUCCAGCUGAGCCGCUGGCUGCAGAGGAGUUCGCCGGACGCCAUGGACUGCGACAAGAUGGACAUCCUGAUCUGCAAGGCCUUCGACGAGAGGGGCUCCGUGAACGGGAAGUCCGAGGCCGUCCUGGACGGCGGUGGCGGCGGCGGCGGCGGCGAUUCCGGAGCGUCGUCGGACUUCCGGCACCCGUGCUGCAUCACCACCUGCUGCCUGAGGGGGGCGCUCCUGGCCUGCAUCCUGACGGGCGUGUGCUUCUCGUCCGUGGCGCUCGUGCGGCAGCACCUCAAGGCCCUGCUGCUGUGGGCCGAGACGCUGGACGGCCUGUUGGGGGCGCUACUGUUCGUGCUGGGCCUGGUCGCCGUGGCGUUCCCGUGCGGCUGGGGCUACAUCGUGCUGAACGUGGCCGCGGGGUACCUGUACGGCUUCCUGCUGGGCGUUGCCCUGGUGAUGGUGGGCGUUCUGAUCGGGACGUUGGUGGCCCACGUGGUGUGCAAGCGGUUGCUAAGCGACUGGGUGCUCAGCAAGGUGGGGGCCAACGAGCAGCUCGGCGCCGUCAUGCGCGUAGUGGGGGGGGGCAGCGGACUCAAGAUCAUCGCCCUCGCCAGACUCACACCCAUCCCCUUCGGUCUCCAGAACGCCGUCUUCUCCAUCACGGACGUGUCGUUGCCCAGCAACCUGGUGGCCUCCUCGGUGGGUCUGCUGCCCACCCAGCUGCUGAACUCGUACCUGGGCACCACCCUGCGCACCAUGGAGGACGUCAUCGCCCAGCAGAGCAUCAGCGGCUACUUCCUCUUCAGCCUGCAGAUCGUGAUCAGUAUCGGCCUGAUGUUCUAUGUGGUCCAUCGUGCCCAGUUGGAGCUGAACGCUGCCAUCGCGGCGUGUCAGAUGGAGCUGAAGACGUCGUAUCAGAACGGGGGUUCGGGGGGGGGGCACUCGGGACCCCCCUACUGCAGCAAACGCUCCACCGCCACCAGCGGAGUCAACAUCGUCUGA